GGAUCUUUUAUAUGCGGUGUCACAUAUUCGGCGCAGUGCUUUAACAUUUUUAAAUUUUGUUUAAUAAAUUCGCAGCCUGGCAACUCUACAAUUCUACAAGCACAACAAUAACAAACACAUUUGAUUGUUGUUUUCAGUUCAAUGAUAAUUUCCCGUUCGAUUUGAUGCUCUUUUAUUGUGUAACAUUAAAUAAAAAGUUUGUGGCAAACGAAAAGAAAAUAUAUUAAAUAAAAGAAAGGAUGAACCAAAGAAUAUGGAGCACAAUUAGAACUAAAAAUUCAUUGCGUUUAAUUGCUAGUAAAAUUCUGAAAAUUGAACAUGUAUGCCCACAAAUAGUGGUUCGUCGCUAUGAAGGUACAUUGAGCGAUAGAAGUGGAGGCAGUGUUCCAAGAGCAACACACACUUUGCCAAUUAUUAGUUGCCAACAAGAUUUUGAAUUGAAACUACCAACCUUUAUUAAUGCAGACUGCCAACUUGCUUUAUUUUUCGAUUAUGAUGGUACUUUGGCGUCCAUAGCUGAUCAUCCAAAGAAUACAAAUCUUAGUGAAGAUGUUCAGAAUCUACUCAACAAAAUCGUUAAAUGUCAGAAAAUUCGUCUUGCCAUCAUUACAGGACGAUUAGUUGAUGACAUACAAAAUAAAGUUAAUUUUAAGGAUAGGAGUAUCGAUUAUGCAGGAAACCAUGGACUUGAAAUACAAACUCGAGAUGGUUCACGUCAUGAUUAUGAACUGUCAAUCGAAACGCAAGAAGUAUACAAACACCUAAUAGAAGAAUUGAAUAAAAAAUGCUCUAUAAAUAAUGCUUGGAUCGAGGACAAACGGGUCUCUUUGACUUAUCAUUUCAAAAAUACACCAGCGAAUCUAAAGGAAAAACAAAGACAAUUAGCAAAAGAAAUAAUCGAAUCAUACGGUUACACAGUGACCAGUGCUCAUGAUGGUUUAGAAGGAAGACCUCCAGUUAAAUGGAAUAAAGGUAGUGCGGCACUCUUCCUUUUGGAACAUUGUUAUGGAAGUAAUUGGGCUAAGAAUAUUAAAGUAAUAUAUGCUGGCGAUGACUUUUCAGAUGAAGACGCAAUGAAGGCUCUGAAAUGUGUUGCAAAAACAUUUAGAAUAUCAUCAGAUCCCAGUAUUCAAACAGCUGCAGAUUUCAUAUUACCAUCACAGGAAGUUGUUGUUGAUUUGUUGAAGUGGAUAAUUAAAAUUUAUAAACUUUAAUUUUUUAUACGAGUCAACUAUAAAUU
Molecule: messenger RNA, 1240 nt
Organism: Teleopsis dalmanni
Lineage: Eukaryota; Metazoa; Arthropoda; Insecta; Diptera; Diopsidae
Product: probable trehalose-phosphate phosphatase C
Exons: 4
Coding region: 240-1214 (324 amino acids)
Biological process (GO): trehalose biosynthetic process
Molecular function (GO): trehalose-phosphatase activity
Source: RefSeq, a predicted model, not a curated record